This is a messenger RNA of Galendromus occidentalis (western predatory mite), 1179 nucleotides long. RefSeq lists its product as uncharacterized. Lineage: Eukaryota; Metazoa; Arthropoda; Arachnida; Mesostigmata; Phytoseiidae. Bases 1 to 1179 code for a protein of 392 amino acids. The record is from RefSeq and is a predicted model, not a curated record. The transcript is spliced from 6 exons.
AUGUCGCCUAAUCACCUUUUUCUUCAUAUCUUUUCAGCUCUCGGCGAUAACUGCGCUUCAGAUGAAGGGCCCAUGUGCAUGGCGAACUUGCAGAAUCUCCAAGCGAAAGAUGGGGGCGACGUGACGAAGCUCUCGGUCGCCGAGCUUGUGCAGAGAUGUGCCGAUCUACGGCGGAACAUUGUGUGUCUCCUCACGCACACGCAGCGCUGCGUCUCGUUCGACGAACGCAACCAGCCUGCGAAGGUGAUAUUGGAGGCUCGCAAAUACCUGAGAGCUGUCUGUGAGGCCGACGAAUCAGUGAAAGCCCAUUGGAAAGAUAAUAAAUGCUACCGACAGGCUACACUGCAACGUUGCGAUCGAGAGUUCCAAGAAUUGAUGCAGCAUAAGCCCCCCCAGUACCCCCCCACGGAGAAUCAAUGCAGAAACUUUCACCAAUACGAAUCGUGCGUCCAGCGUACUGUGACAUUGUGCAGCGACGAUAGCGAAGAAUUCGUGGCACUGUAUCUCCUCGAUAACGGUGCUCGUAUGGCCUGGCUGUGCCCUCCGAGUGGAGAUGACCAGGGACAUCACCAGGCCAACGCGCUACCGGGACACCUGCCGUGGGACCCCCUGAUGCCGCCGGGAGCAGGUGGCACCCAGCAGGGCAGUUCUAACGGAAAAAAUUCCGGGACGACAAGAAAGACGAUGGCGGACAUUCGACGAAUUCCGGUCAUUCGGGACACUCAUUUCGUGCCCCCACACAAAAUUGAAGCUGCGCUUUCUGGAAGUUCCGGGAGCACCUGCGUGAAGCUCAUCCAAGGCGACAUGAGGCGCUGCCGUAACCGUUACCAGCGGCAGGAGAACGAACUGAGAAAACAGCAUACACGAAAUAAAUCGACAACCGUCGCGAGCGAUGCCCAACAGGUCGGAGACAAAAAGAUUUGUUGCGCCUUCGGAACGUACAUUCAUUGCCUUCAAACAGCCGUGCAGACUCGUUGUAGUCAAGACCGAGAAGCGUUGGUCGAUACGGUAAUUUCGCAAACGUCGAAACUCAUCGGAGUUCACUGCGAAGAAUACUCCUACGGGAGUCCGAAAUGCUCAUCGGGAGCGGCAUCGUUUUCUCCUGCGACCUCCACAUGUCUAGUUUUCCUGUUAGCAGUAUCUCUACGAUAUUUGGCAGUCCGAUGUGCUUUAUUGUAA